Armigeres subalbatus is the source of this 3078-nucleotide messenger RNA. Its product is annotated as transmembrane protein 145-like. The transcript is spliced from 8 exons. Bases 556 to 2952 code for a protein of 798 amino acids. Gene Ontology annotation, biological process: response to pheromone; G protein-coupled receptor signaling pathway. Lineage: Eukaryota; Metazoa; Arthropoda; Insecta; Diptera; Culicidae. The record is from RefSeq and is a predicted model, not a curated record.
UAACAAAUCAAAUCAGACGAUAUAGCAAGAGCAAAUUGUAACCAGCAAAAAGUGACCAAUAAUCAUGGGUAAACUGACACGUAACCUUCCACGCAUUUCACCCAUUCCGGAGAAUAAGAUCUGCUGCGAGUACCACUUCGAGAAGGCGCAAUUUUUCUGCACCCAUUGCCGCACAUCCAUUUGCGACUUUUGCGCAAUGGAUCAACAUCUUGAGCAUACGUUCCAGUCUUUGGAACAGGUGCAGAUCAAACCAAACAACAAGAAAACGGCAAUGUGUGAUAAAUCAGUGGAAGCUCGCGUACAGGAUAUUGAGAAGGAGUUAGCCAAUUUGGAUUUAGAAGCAUUGACUAAGAAUAAAAAGUAAAAUGUGAUAAUUUUAAUAUAAUAAAAUCAUUAAAAGUAAAAUACAGUUGUUUCUCUAUGAGAAUAUGUCGCAAUCAAUGUGGCUAUCCCCCUAGGCCAUGGUCAGUGGCAUUUCCACCGUACAAGGAUAAAUAAUGCAGCGUGUCCCUAACAACGGUUUCGCCGAAACAGGCAAACAAAUCACGCCUCUGUAUGAUCGUCGUGAUCUUGAUUAGCUUGAUUUGGUUUGUCGUUGGUAGCGAUGCGAAAUACGUAGAAGGACACCUGAAAACGACAUCGGAUUGGGCUUUCCUGGCAAGGUUUUGCUUCCUUUCGAAUCACGGACGGUACCAGUACGAGAUUGAGUAUGAAAAGCGAUAUGGGGAGUUGAAACUGCUACUCUACUAUGAUGAUAAAACGCAGUGGCCAGCAGUAUACAAAACGGACAAGGCAUUGACAUGUUCCGAGAAACUUUCUGUACUGAGCGUUAUUGAUAAUCAGAUUGUUCCACUGACUCCGCGGAACCACGUGUAUUCCGGCUGUACUCUGUUGACGCAGAACACCAAAGAUAAUAACGGAGUACCGAAAAGGAGCUCCCCCGAUAUUUUUGGAGGGCGGACUCCAUCGAACGAGGAAGAUACAUUCACAUAUGAUCAGUUCUUGAAACCGAGCACACCGGAAACAAGCGUGGACUUAAGCGAAGGGUUCGAAUGGAACGUGACGGAGAUGGAUUUUUCCACCAUUGAGAACAGCACGUUCGAACCGAUGGUCGUGGCUCACAGUGUUGGGUACAACGAUUUGGAGAACAGUACGGACUAUCGUGUGUACGUGGAACAGCUUUUUGAUAAUACAGAGGAAAGUGCGAGAAAUGUGACCCGGAUCAGACGCGCUACCAAGUAUGAUUCGAAACUAAUAGUGAGUUGCACAAAUCACGGGACAUUCACCAGUUCACGACAGAGGUGGUGGUACAUUGCAAUUUCGAAUUGUGGAAGUAACAGAGGAUUAGACGUAUUCUACAGAUUUAAAAUGACAAAUGGCGUUCCAGGAGACUUUUGGCAUGAGCAUUUUUCCGCUGACGAAAUGUAUAUUCCACCAAUUCUUCUGGUCGAAUCGAUUUCCUACACCCUCCUUCUGCUGGCGGUGUUUCUAUGUGCCAUCGAGCUGAAGUCUCGCCACCUCUACCAUUGCACCUACCGCCUGUUUGCCUUGAGUGUGCUUCUGCAGUGGUUCGGAGUGUUGCUGCUGAGUGUCACAUGGGCCAAAUAUGCCGUAUCCGGAAUAGGACCGUUUACCAGCUUCGGCGGAUUCUUCACCAGUGCCAGUGAAAUCACGUUCCUAUUGCUGCUACUCCUGAUGGCCAAAGGGUAUACGAUUACGCGGGCCCGACUCAAGACCUGUGCCACCGUCAAAAUUACGGUCUUCACCAAUCUGUACGUGAUUGUCUACAUUUCUUUGUACAUUUAUCAGUCGGAGGCGUUUGAUCCAGGAGAAGUCUUAAACCUGUACGAGUCACCAGCAGGAUUCGGACUGGCCGGCCUACGGUGUGUGAGCUGGGGCUUUUUCAUAUACUCAUGUGCUGCUACGAUACGAAAAUUCACCGAGAAAGCACCGUUUUACUACCCAUUUACUUUGUUGGGAUCAAUGUGGAUCAUGAGUGGACCUAUACUAACAGUUGUCGGGGUGAAUGUUCUUGAUCCCUGGGUUCGAGAGAGUGUCAUGUUCGGAGCAUUGUCAUUAGUGGCGUACUGUGGCCACGCAGCAUUCCUCUGGUUAACAUGGCCUUCACGAGCUAACAAGAGCUUUCCUUACCACGUUCGAACCAAUCAUGUCGGAAUCUCUGCGGCAGAUGAUGAAGUGAACUACCCGCGACAUACAUACGCACCGGCACCUCCGGAUUCCGGCAUUAUUAUUCCGUUGUCAAGUAAUACGGCUACCCUGAAUGGGAUCUACGAUCAAUAUCUGCGCGAAAGAGACAUCUAUCACAGUACUUCGACGCCUAUCAGUUAUGUGUCUUUUCCGGCGUCAACAAAAUCGUUGAACAACAAUCAUCAUCCCCUCCCAAACUCACACAAUCAUGCCCCACUCGCAAGAGCCACUCCCUUUGAGGACAAUCAACGCAACAUCUACAGUCCGCCUGGAAGUGCGCCGCAAAGUUUGGCCAUCAGCAACGGAACGCAUGGUAACGGCAAUAAUAAUAAUAAUAACAACGACGCCGACGAUACUAACAACAACAACUAUGGCAACGAAGCGCUGGUCGAUUCUGGGCAUCCCUCGCUAGAUAUCUCAAUCUCAACGAGUCCUCCCAAGCACGAUGGUUCUGGGUCUAUUCACAAUAUCGAUAAUAACGAUGAGGGAGAGCGAAGACCCUCUUCGGAAAUGGCCAGUGUGACACCGUCAGCCCCGCCAGCAGCCUUGGAUUCGAUGGACAUCAACAGUCCCAGGACUGAACCGAAACCAUUCAAUCCGUUCAUGGUGGGUGCUGCUGCGGCAGCCAUGGCUGAGGAACGACGGCGGAACAAGAUCAUACUGCCGAGCUUGGAUGGUCAUCACCCGGAUGGGGCGGUUCCGAAGCACCUGUUCGCUGCCAAACGCGAGGAGAGGACUAGUUAAGCUGAGAUGAAACAAAAAAGAGACGAUACAGUGAUGUAGUAUUACGUUUUGAUUGUUUUUCUUGUGACACGUUUAACUCAGUUUGUUUCAGGUAACUUGCACGUUAAUAAUAUUAAAAUUAAAUAU